Molecule: messenger RNA, 9192 nt
Organism: Amoebophrya sp. A120
Lineage: Eukaryota; Dinophyceae; Syndiniales; Amoebophryaceae
Source: the annotation of a GenBank genome assembly
AGUACCAUUGAGCCGAGGCGAUUAAGGGGACUACACCAGCACCGCCCAUCCUCGUCUGCCGCAGCAGCUUUUUGCUGCAACAAGAACCCGAGCCAAAACAACUCUAGUAUCUGUUGAGGAGAAGCCUCCAAUAGAACACGGACAGCAUCAAGAUGGCUCGCCUGGUACCCGUUUCUUCUUUUCCGUUGCGGGCCGCGCUCGUGCUCUGCCUGCCCGCCGUGACCCUGCAGUUUUCCGGGUCGCUAUUUGCCUCCGCCAUCCGGGUGCACAGUGACGACCAAAUCAACCAUGUUGCUACUCUAGCAUCUUCACCUGCAGCGCUGCUCGUCACAAAGUCUUCAAAGCAAGACCCCACAGCAGCUCCAGCGGCUCCAGCACCCAAACCCAGCGGCUGGGGCGUCCACCACAGCACCACAUCGCAUUUGAAGAAACCGGGGAAGGGCUACAGCUACGGCUCGCCACUGUACGGCCAGAACAUGCACUCCGUUUCCUAUCCCACGAAAAAACUGUUUCACUGUGAUGAUUUUGCAAUAUCUGCAUCACAAGUCUGCUACACAUGGCGCGGAGAACUUGCCAUGCGCGCUUCCCGAGGGAAAACACGCUUCAAAACCCAAUGUCUUGCAGGUGUAGCAAGACAAACAGCUUGGUGCUUUCUUGUCUGCAUCACAAGUUCACAGUGAAGCAGUUUUUUCUUGCGAUAUUUCCCACAACUCCUACACGACCCAGUUCCCGCCGGCUCCGCCAUCGACCGCCAUGCAAUGUGUGAUCACCCUGACCUUAUGCAUUGCAAAUAUGUCUGGGUCUGGCUCUGGAAAGUUGUCAUGCUAAUGUCCAAAGGAUAGGCGAACUGUGUUGCUGAGCCGCGCAUGACAAGUUUCUGAGCGGCUAUGCCUAGCGCUAACCGCAUGACAAAUAGCCCUUUUACAUGACAAACAAAUGCCGUUGUAGCGCGACAAGCAUGACAGACUUCUGUGUAUUGCUAUUGCCGGCCGAGCAUGACAAUCUUCUAUUCUACUUCCAGACCCAGAAGUCGUUCUCUUCCCCGUGCUGUACCAAGGUCUUGUUUCCAGACAAAACACCCGACAUUUUUGCAGUUCAUAGACCUUUCAGUUCUUCAUGAUCCUCUCUGCGGUCGCGAUUUUGAAGACGAUCAAAGAACUUUCCGCCAACAACAAACCCUCCACUCUGCUCGUCGCGUUGCAAGUGUCCCGCGGGACCUUGACCUUCGUCCCCAUGCUGUGCGUGUUUUUCCUGGCGAUCCGCAUGCGGGCAGUGCAGUUGGCGGGCGGGGAUAACGACCAAUUCGAUUUGCCGCCAAACUGGAUGAAGACGAUGAUGAAGAUCGCAACAUCGGCUGUUGUGAUCCAGGGGGUUGUCGUGCUGCUUUGCCCGUUUUUGUUGAACAAAAUGCCGGAAGUCGACAGCGACGGAAACAUUGUACCGCCGAGUUCCACUGCGGCGGCUUUAUGGUGCUGGAAAAAAGCUUAGCAGAAGCGGGCUGAUAGAUGCUUUGAUACACAAGGGUCGUUACUUACAACACUGAAUACGUCUGCAGGAGUGUCCUGGACCACGGCUACCACGACAGUGACAGUGUUAAGAACUACCAGGUUGUCAUGCGUCUUCGUGCACAUGUUGAAAAAGUUGCUGAUUCUCACUUGGAAUAGGCCGCGCAUGUGCAGCUAUUCCUGUGCGAAAGGCAGUACUCAUCACAAAUCAAUAUCAAACAUCAAGCAGAGGCAGCUUCACUUGGUUCUUUAUUUCUCUUGUAUACAUCGGCGGAACGCUCCAGAGAAGCUGGGGAUCUACGGUAUAAAAAUGACUGACACUACUUUUGACCACGAUGACAAAAUAUUUCUUCGUACAUGCUGAUCAUUAUUGCUUCACAAAAUACCAUCCUAUUCCUAGUUGUGGCUGCGCAUGACAAACUUUCAAACUCAACCUUCUAUCUAAUUAAGGUUCUCACCAUAAUCCGGUCCUUCUCCUUCCUCGGCCUGUGGACGUCGAUUUAUCCUGCUGAAACAAGAUGAAGUUCGGGUCAAUACGAAAUUUGUAUUGCAGAGAACAGUAAUAUGAAAAGCUAACGUAUCUAUGCCAUACUAGCAUGACAAAUUCAACCCUGACCCGAAAUCAAAACUUUUCGCAAGUGCAUUCUCUUCCAGCACUGAUUACCGGCAUGUGGUUCAUGAAGCCUCCGGUCGAAAUUUGGGGCCCCCGGGCGGACAUGCAGAACGAAGAUUUUCCCUGGCCGGCAACCUCCUAUCAAAUGCAAAAUGAAGAUUGCGAGACUUGUCAUGCUUGUCUGGCAUGACCAAAAAAGUUUGUGAUGCGUGUCCAAGAAGAGACCCUUUUGCCUGUCAUGCAAAAACGCAGUUUGUCAUGCGAAAAACGCAACACAAAGAAGCGCAGAUAUUUCUCAUGCUUGGCUGUGCAUUACAGAGCAUUCACUAUUCCCAACGCAGCAUUACAAGUUUCCAGACCCAGACAUUUUUACAUUUGAUACUUCUGUGAAAGCCACGAUGGACAUGACGUCCCUGUUUUUCGUCGUCUACUUCGCCCUCGUAUCAACUGUAAAAAUGUCUGGGUCUGGAAGAUUGCCAGGUUUGUCAUGCACAUUCUGCAUGACUCCUCAAGUCUGUGAUGCAUGCCCUAGCAUCACAGAUUUUUAGAGGGCUUCCUGAAGCCCAUUCCGCAUGACAAAUGCCCUUUCCGUGCUGCAAAAUUUGGACUCUCUUUGCUGCUCAUGCAAUACAGAUUUUUUUAGAGUCCGAAAUCAGCAUGACAAGUUGAAUUCUUCCAGACCCAGACAUUUUUACAGUUGAUACGUCGCGAUGCUCCGGGAGUUCAACAGCCCCAAAUUCGCCCACACGAUUGCGUACGCAUUGCAAAAGUAUCGUACUAGUUCUAGUAGUGAUUGCAUAACAAAUUUGCUUAGCAUUUUUACGAACAAAACUUGUAAUGCUGUUUUACCUUAGGAACGAGAUUUGUCAUGCAUAACAGCAAUUACAACUACGAGUGCGAUACUUUUGCAAUGCAUAUCACCCUGCUCCAAACCGUGACACCAACUUUGAACCUCGCCCCGAUGUUCUGCAUCUUGUUUCUCGGUGCCAGGAUGCGGGCCUUGCAAAUGGACCCCAUUGACGGGCACGUGCAAAACUGGUAUCGACUGCAAAUAUGUCUGGGUCUGGAACAAGGAUGCAACUUGUGAUGCGCAUUUUGGAUUAGACAAAAAUAAUCAGUCAUGCAGGGACAGCAAAAGUAGCUUACAACUCAUCAUCAAACUCUGGAAUUUCUCAUGCGAUCUAGGCACUGGGAAACCUCAAUCACCAAACCUGUGAUGCUAUUGCUGGCAUGCCAGAGCUUCUGGGUCAUGCAAAAUCAGUAUGACAAAGUCCGCAGUCAUCCAGACUCAGACAUAUUUGCAAUGCAGAACUGGGCGAAGGUCGCGAUGAUCUUGACCACAACCGGUAUGGAAGUGCAAAUACGUCUGGGUCUGGAAACUUGUCAUGAUGAAUUGGCGAGACUGAAAUACAUUCCAAUGCAGCCAAGCAUGAGAAGUUUGCAGAGCCCGUCCUCUUGCGCAGUCCGCAUGAGAAACAGGGCUUUUGUAUUACAAAAAGGGGGACUCUCUUGCUAGUCAUGCAAUACAGGUUUUACAGGAGUGUAGGACUAGCAUUACAAGUUCCAUAUUUCCGGACCCAGAGAUUUGCAAUCCAUAACCGGUAUGGAAGUGCAGAUUCUGGCGAUGUUCGUCUGCGGCCUGUGUCUGAACGGCGAGGUGAGGGCGGGGAACUGUGAAGGGGAUGUGUAUCCUCAGCAAAAACGUCCCCAGCACAAAGUUGUAAUGCAAAUGCGCAAUGACAGGAACAUUUGUAAUGCGCAUCUCCACGAGACGACGAGGCAUUUUUCAUCGUGAUUUGACAAUUUUGUAAUGCUGUAAACAGAAUGAGAAAUUGGCUUUCUCGUGCGGCUUGCUUAGCUUUCUCGUGCGGCUUGCCUUGCUAAGCACCACUACACUACAGACGGAAACUUAUCAUGCACAACUCCCAAAGCUUGGCGGUUUGUGUUGCAGAUUUACCAACUUGGCUAUGGGUUGGGGUCGUUUUUGCUCCGGAUAAUGUGAGGUUUAAAGUCAGCAACCCCUGGGUCAUGGUGGUGAUGCAGGUAAUGGUGAUGUUGUCACGAAUUCAUCAUGGUUUUUUGUCAUGCGUGAAACUGCAUGAGAAGGACUUUCUGUCAUGCAUAAAACCACUUUACAAAUAUUUGUUCAUUCUGCCAUUCACAACAUAUUCAGAUCAUCCGUUGGUCCACGAUCGUCUGCAUCUAUACCGGCGCAUUGAUGGUUUUAGUUUCCGUCUGCGUGCUCGAGCACCCGAAAGACCCGGCAAAGACGCCGCCAGUCAGCUCGGCAAUGAAGUGUGUGAUGAUCUUGACGGUACUGUACCUCAUUGUCUACUUCGGCCUGUUCCUGAUGACCUCGCUCCGCACCUGCUUGGGCAGUCAGUUUGGUUCGUCCGUCCUCCGUGCGUUCGACACGGCUCGCGGCACGGUAUUCUUCGCGCCGAUGCUGUAUCCUGCGUAAAAACGUUCCCACCCCAGAGUUGUCAUGCAGAAUUACAAUCACUGAAAAACUUGUAAUGCGCAUUUCCAUGAGAGGCAUUUUCAAUCGUGUUAUGCAAUUUGUGAUGCUGUCAAGAGAAUACCAGGAUGGAUUUGUGAUGCGGUUGUCCUUGCUAACCCGCACUACAGUACAGAGAAAAACUUGUCAUGCGUGACUUCCAAAACUUCUGGAUCUGUGUUGCAGAGUCCCCAACUUGACUCUGGGGUGGGGACGUUUUUACACAGGAUAUGCUCUCCGUCCUCUUCCUCGGGUGCCGACUCCGGGCGUUGCAGCUGACGAAGACCAUGGGGUCGCCGCAGGGAUAUGCCCAGGACUGGAUGUUUCUGGCCACCUGGGCCAUCAUGGGGCAAGUGCUACUCUGCUUCUUCCUGGGUCUCUUAUGCAUUGCAAAAGCAUCGUACUCGUAUAAAAAUAAAUGCAUUACAAAUUUCCUCAGCAUGAGAAAGAAAAUUUGUAAAUGUAAUGCGGAUUUACCUUACGAAGAAGAUUUGUCAUGCAUAUUUGCAAUUACUACGAGUGCGAUACUUUUGCAGUGCAUAUCGCUUCGCGCCGGGCGAUUCCUCCGACCUGAAGCCGGACGAGGACGGCAACCUGCAUAUCACAGGAAAAAGGGUUAGCGUUAACGGAACUUGUUCCGAUGAGAAUUUGUGAUGCAGUAAUGCAUCACAAAACGUCGUGUCCAAAUUUGUCAUGCAUAGCAUGCAUGCUCGGCAAAAUUUGUCAUGCGCGACUGCAAACCGUGAAGAACCAUCAAAACCGUUGAUGUUAUACCUUUUUUGUUUGAUACUCCAGCUUCCGGAGUCUGCGGACGGCGGGAAACCGGGCAUCGCACGGUACUUAAUGGAAGGCUUCCGCUACUUGUGCAUGUUCAGUACGUACGGCGCGGCCAUCGGAAUUUGCUACGCGAUCUAUACUAUCAAAUGUAAAAAUGUCUGGGUCUGGAAACUUGUGAUGCUGUGUGGCGUAUCAUGAGGAGGCCACAAUUGCUGGCUCAGCAUGACAAGGUUCUGAGCUUCUAGGUGUUGCCUAUUCAUUCUGCAUGACAAACUACGUCUGCUCUGCAUGACAGAAAAGUGGGGCUCUUUGGUAAUGUGCAUGACAGAUUUAAGAGUCAUGCCAGACAAGCAUGACAAACUUGCAUUCUUCCAGAGGACCCAGACACUUUUACACUUGAUCUACACCAUGACCCCGACCAACGCAAACGGGUCCGGCUCGCUGUUCCCCUGGGGCCCGAUAUGACAGUGCACAACUCCCCCUCGUUCUCAUUUCUCAUGCAAAAUCCCAAAUCCAGUUGCUUCCUUGUAUCACUAUUAUGCAUGACAAAUUCCGCAAGUGGCCCAAACAGUACCACAGUGCGGGGCACACAAAUUUGUCAUGCAUAGGCUCUACGUGUGCUGGUGUUUGUACUAUUGCUGUUCAUGCUACACAAGUGAGGGGGAGAGGGGGGUGUGCACUCUCAUACCCGAUCCCCCAGCCCUUCGACCCGGCGGAAGCACUGCAGAACGCCGGAAAAUAUGCAUUGCAAAAGUACCGUACUCGUAUAAAUGCAUUACAAACAAGGUCCGAGCACGGGGACAGAGUCCCCGUGCGGCGACCUUCCGGCAUUUGCCUGCCUGCGCGGUGGCACUGGGCAGGCAGGUCGCCUGCAGCUAGGUAUCUCGGUGCGCCUUGCAUUCACUGACCCGCGACGGGCCUGCGGACGCGGCACCCUUGCUUGCGCGCACUAGGUCCGUUCACCUGCCGCGCGCAAAGAUAAUAUAAAAGAAAAGAAGAAACAAACUGGCGCCGGGUGCGGAUCUGGAGCGAGCCGGCCCGCAAGUCAUGACGCGGCGACAGAAUCCCCACACUUCUGCCCUAGGGAUUUUCUUCGCCCCGUGCUUUCUUGGCCGCGGGGCGUGGUGUCCGGAGAGUGUUCGUAGCUAGCCCCUAGGCCAUGACGCGGGGACCGAGUCCCCGCGCUUGCCUAGGGCUUUCGCCCCGUGGCCGCACGGUGCCCGGGAAGCACUUGCAGCUGACCCCUAGGCCAUGACGCGGGGACCGAGUCCCCGCGCUGGCCUAGGAAGGGCCUUCGCCCCGUGGCCGCGCGGUGUCCGGGAGACAGUUGCAGCUGGCCCCUAGGCCAUGACGCGGGGACCGAGUCCCCGCGCUGGCCUAGGGCUUUCGCCUCGUGGCCACACGUUGUCCGGGAAGCGCUUGCAGCUGACCCCUAGGCCAUGACGCGGGGACCGAGUCCCCGCGCUGGCCUAGGGCUUUCGCCCCGUGGCCACACGGUGUCCGGGAAGCACUUGCAGCUGACCCCUAGGCCAGGACGUGGGGACCGAGCCCCCGCGCUGGCCUAGGGCUUUCGCCCCGUGGCCGCACGGUGUCCGGGAAGCAAUUGCUGCUGGCCCCUAGGCCAUGACGCGGGGACCGAGUCCCCGCGCUGGCCUAGGGCUUUCGCCCCGUGGCCGCCCGCACGUUGUCCGGGAAGCACUUGCAGCUGACCCCUAGGCCAUGACGCGGGGGCCGAGUCCCCGCGCUGGCCUAGGGCUUUCGCCCCUUGGCCGCACGGUGUCCGGGAACGAAGCGCUUGCUGCUGACCCCUAGGCCAUGGCGCGGGGACCGAGUCCCCGCGCUGGCCUAGGGCUUUCGCCCCGUGGCCUCACGGUGUCCGGGAAGCACUUGCAGCUGGCCCCUAGGCCAUGACGCGGGGACCGAGUCCCCGCGCUGGCCUAGGGCUUUCGCCCCGUGGCCGCACGGUGUCCGGGAAGCACUUGCAGCUGGCCCCUAGGCCAUGACGCGGGGACCGAGUCCCCGCGCUGGCCUAGGGCUUUCGCCCCGUGGCCGCACGGUGUCCGGGAAGCACUUGCUGCUGGCCCCUAAGCCAUGACGCGGGGACCGAGUCCCCGCGCUGGCCUAGGGCUUUCGCCCCGUGGCCGCACGGUGUCCGGGAAGGAAGCACUUGCAGCUGUCCCCUAGGCCAUGACGCGGGGACCGAGUCCCCGCGCUGGCCUAGGGUUUUCGCCCCGUGGCCGCACGGUGUCCGGGAGCGCUUGCUGCUCGUUGGCCCCUAGGCCAUGGCGCGGGGACCGAGUCCCCGCGCUGGCCUAGGGCAUUCGCCCCGUGGCCGCCCGCACGGUGUCCGGGAAGCACUCGCAGCUGGCCCCUAGGCCAUGACGCGGGGAAAGGGCCCCCGCGCUGGCCUAGGGCUUUCGCCCCGUGGCUGGCCGCACGGUGUCCGGGAAGCACUUGGUUGCAGCUGGCCCCUAGGCCAUGACGCUCGCGGGGACCGAGUCCCCGCGCUGGCCUAGGACUUUCGCCCCGUGGCCGCACGGUGUCCGGGAAGCGCUUGCAGCUGACCCCUAGGCCAUGACGCGGGGACCGAGUCCCCGCGCUGGCCUAGGGCUUUCGCCCCGUGGCCGCACGGUGUCCGGGAAGCACUUGCAGCUGACCCCUAGGCCAUGACGCGGGGACCGAGUCCCCGCGCUGGCCUAGGGCUUUCGCCCCGUGGCCGCACGGUCCGUCUCGCGACGCGUGACAGACUGGACCUCGGGGCCAAACCUCGCGUGACAAAGUCCGAAAGUUUGGCCGGGGUGUGUCCGAAAGUCUGUCUGGGGUGUGUCCGAAAGUCUGCCCGGGGUGUGUCCGGGGUGUGUCUGGGGUAUGUUCGGACUUUUUGCCUGGGGUGUGUUCGGGGGUAUGUCUGGGGUGUGUCUGGGGUGUGUCUGGGGUAUGUUUAUACCCCACCUUCUGCUUUUUCGCCAAAAAUUUGUAUUCAGGUCGUGACUGACUGCCAUUUGCAUACCCCUGACACACCCCCGAACAUACCCCCGAGCAUACCCCUCGCAUGCAUUUUUGACCAGCUGCUGCAGUUUAGAUAGUAAUUUCCCCAGCAUGAGAAAUGAAAUUUGUAAUGUGGAUUUACCUUAAGAACAAGACUUGUAAUGCAAGUCUUGCACUUAUACGAAUACGAUACUUUUGCACAGGAUAGAAAACAGCUCACCGUGCCGCCCCCGGCCGCUGCGUCGGGAAGUGCGGCUGCGGCGGGGUUUUUCUGAAGAACAAAGUGCUGAAGUUGCGACUUUGCUUCGUCCCAGCUGGUAUUCAUCGUUGUAGCGAGUAACAAAAGAAAACGCAACAUGAGCGCAACUCUCUAGGCUGCAAAAGCAAUUGCUAUUGCAUUUGCUCGCACGGUGCUUUCCUCAAAUAGUAAAAUGGUUGCCCUUAUAAGAAAGUAGCCUCAACAUUUACGAUUUUUUCCUUGUCUAGAUGGGACGGACUGUGCCAGUGGCGGAAAGAGUUUCCACAUGGACGAAAGCGCACGGCAAACUUAUCUUUUCCAAUAACUUUUUGUCACCAUCGGUGAUACUUAAAAACUGGUACUAUAUGGCUUCUGACGGGAUUCGUCGAAGUGACAAAAAAAACAAUUUUUUUCCCCAGCAGCUCAUGGUCAUGAGCAGGCUCGAAAGAUGAACCAUAGCAAGAAUAUGAAUAAGCAAAGCAGGUCUACAACUGCACGACCCCACUCGCAAGAUUUGGGGCGAACAGAAGUGCCUGCAAGAACCUCUUACGCAGAAUUCUUGUUGAGUCUCUCU